Anas platyrhynchos (mallard) is the source of this 2697-nucleotide messenger RNA. NCBI's taxonomy places the organism in Eukaryota, Metazoa, Chordata, Aves, Anseriformes, Anatidae. The record is from RefSeq and is a predicted model, not a curated record.
AGUUCUCAUAGCACACUCAGUUCAAGGUGCAGCAGAACACCUGGAACACACCACUGAUCCCUCCCCACGUCCUUGCUUUAUUUCGUUCUUUUCCUGGUUGUGUCAUCCACGUCAGUACUCCCCUACACAAUUCAUUUUCACACCGGGACCAAGCCUAGAGGUCAGUGCUGUGAAUAAGAGGUAGAAAAACAAGCAUGCAUUCAAGUCUGUCCUGGUAAACUUCCCUGAGAACUGUAAAAGCAACAAGACCCAGACUUUGGGACACAGACUGCAGCCCCAUGCUCUUAGAGACCACAGCAACUGCAGAAAGAGCAAGUACAUCAGUGAGAACAAUGUGGGUGUUGCAAAGCUGAAAAACCAGAACUAUUAUCGGUAAAGAAGGGCAGCUAGCAGGAAGCUGGUGAUUAAAGGGCAAAGAUCCAUUCAUGGAGCUCAUGGAAGGGAAGAAGAUCUCAUGGAAGAAACUCCUCACCUUUUUCCUCUUCAUCUUCAUAUUCAGCUCCUGCCUCUUUGUUUCUCUUCGUCAGUUCAGGACUCCCAAGCCAGAAGAUCACAGUUCCCAUCUCUCUACUCAAAUGCCUCUUGCUGAAAAUACCAGCACCCCACCGAAGAGUGAGCACAGGCUGACCAUCCUGCUGUGGAGUUGGCCCUUUGGGCAACACUUUAAUUUCAUAAACUGCUCAGAGUUAUAUGGCACACCAGACUGUUACUUCACUGUCAACCGCAGCUGGUCCCAAAAGGCAGAUGCUGUGAUUAUGCAUCACAGGGAUGUGUGUUGGGACACAAGAAGACUGGCCCAGAUCCCCAGACUCCCAUCCCAGCGCUGGAUCUGGUUCAACUUGGAGUCUCCAAGUAACUCUCCAAACUUAGGUGCUAUGGACAACCUCUUCAACCUGACUAUGUCAUACCGAAGAGAUUCAGACAUCUUCAGCCCCUAUGGGGACCUGCAGCUCCUCAGACAGCCCCAGCCCUUCAACAUCCCAUCCAAGACCAAGAUGGUAGCUUGGGUAGUGAGCAAUUGGCAAGAAGGCUCCCACCGGGUAAAGUACUACCAGGAGCUGAAGAAAUACAUCACUGUGGAUGUCUAUGGGCAGCAUCACUUGCCCCUGCCCGGCAACAAGCUUCUUCCCACUGUGUCCCAGUACAAUUUCUACUUGGCCUUUGAGAACUCACAGCAUGAAGACUACAUCACUGAGAAGCUCUGGCGGAACGCUUUGUCCUCUGGCACUGUUCCUGUUGUACUAGGGCCGCCCCGAAAAAACUACGAGCACUUCUUGCCCCCUGACUCCUUCAUCCACGUCAAUGACUUUCCCAGCGCCAGUGACCUGGCACGGUACCUGUGGGAGCUGAGCAGGGACACUGAGCGAUACCAGCGCUACUUUCAGUGGCGCAAGUGGCUGAAGCCUGUGGCGGUGCCUGGCUGGGCCCAGCAGGUCUGCAGAGCCUGUCACUUCCUGCAGACAACAGAGACCAGAUACAGGGUUGUGCCCGAUCUGUCUGAGUGGUUCGUGUAACUGCUGUUUGCUCAGCUCUCUGCUCUGUUGUGAUCAUUUUGUCCUUACUGGGGUUGCAAUUCUAUGGGUGAAAUAGCAAUAUAUAGAUUAUAAACCUGUUUCGAGGACUUUGUACUGUGCAAAAGUGCCACUGAAAGUGGCAGCCACAUUGUGUGGCAUUGUAUGACUGCUGCAGGAUGCCCAGGUCCUGACCCUGCUUUGUGUGACCCUCCCUGACUGCCAGGUGCUGCAUCAGGAUGCUCAACAGGCUGGAAAAUACUGAUUUCAUUUUACAAGUCUGGGGUCUUUUUGGACAGCUUAGUAAGUCAGCGUGGUUUUGAGGAAGGGUCUGACAGAAGCAGAGUGGUGUAGGUGAGGUGCUGAGGAUGCCCCUGAAAGCACCGUGAGGUUUGAGCACCCACAGCAUCCUGUGGCAAGGAGAUGCUCAGCAGGGCCAUGUGAUGUGCUGCCUCCUCCUGUGUGCCUGGACAUAGCAACGUCUCACAGCAGCUGAUGCCUCUAGGCCAUGUGUUUCUGUGUUUGACCUCUAUCAAGCUUCCUGCUGCUGUUCAGGUCAUACCACUGUAAACUUUGCUUUCCAAGUUGGGGAGCCCCAUUUUUUGGAGAUGGGGGACCCAGUUUUGCCUUCCCAGCCUCCAGGCAUUCAGUUUGUUUUCUUGGCUGCUGCUGAGCCCAGAGAUGAGGUUUUCAAAGGUCUGUCCUAGCCCCAAGAUAUUUCCAUGAGGAAAGUCAGCUCAAAGUCCAUCUACAUACAAUUGUUUUCUCAAUCAGCAGCAUUUAGUAAAGAUUUCCAAUGAAUUCCCUCUACAUUUCUUCGUGAAGUCAUUCUGUAGCAGAUGGUCCAUCCACAAGACCUUACCUUUAGGAUUGAGAGUCCCUUAUUUUCAUUAGUGGCCUUUUCCACCACCACCACCACCUUUUUUUUUUUUUUUCUAUUUGCAGAUUGGUUGAAUAUAUUGGUCAUCAUAAACCUAAGAGUAAAUCCUUCACUCUGAAAUCUGAACUUUUAUCCCUUCCCACUGUUAGUGUCUUGAAGAACCUUUGCUAGAAUUUAGUGAACCCCUUCGAAAAUUCAAGUAGCGAAAUGUACCAUAUCUUCUUUAGCCAUGGACUUGCCAACUGCUUAAAAGAACAGUAAUAUAUUUGUCACAUCAAUAAAGAUUGAUUAAUUUUUACUGCCAAA